Molecule: messenger RNA, 853 nt
Organism: Cydia amplana
Lineage: Eukaryota; Metazoa; Arthropoda; Insecta; Lepidoptera; Tortricidae
Exons: 6
Coding region: 1-852 (283 amino acids)
Source: RefSeq, a predicted model, not a curated record
AUGGGUCGGGAGCCGAUCGCAUCAUGUCGUACAUAUAAGUUAAUAAUAGAAAAUAAAAAAACCGACGCCGUCACUAAUAAAGACAAAGAAGCGGCAUGGAAUGCAAUUGCGCAGACUUUUAAUGCUGCCUCUAGUGCUUCAAAGGUCAGGGCAGCGAAGACCUUGAAGCUCAAGUAUGAGGGAAUAAAAAAAUCCGCCAAGAAGAAAAUGACCGCGCACAGGCAGGAGUUGUACCGGACAGGCGGCGGGCCUUCUACAGCUCCUUCCAUUGGCGUGAUAGAAGAUAAAGUUCUCUCGAUAUGUGCUAAUAUAUCUGGGUUAGAUGCUCGGAAUGACAGCGAUAACUUUUUAGAUAUACCUGAUGCAUCAGUUGCCACAGAAACUGUUGAGGAGAUUUUAAAUGUAACCAAUGUGGCUGAUUUGAUGUUUGAGACAACAGCUACUCUACCAGAUCAAGAAGCAGUUGAGACACCCAUCAUGAUGGAGUUAGAAUUUACCGAUGGGGAUGAUAACCAUGACAAAGAAAACAUCAGAGAUGAUUUAGAUUUAAACAGCACUUUUAAAAGUGAAACUUUAAAAGAUUCACAAAAAAAAUGGGCAUCGUGGAACCCUAAGGCGCUGAAGACAAAAGUUUCACAGGCACUAAAACCGUCUAAAGCCAGUGUAACAACCAAAUUGGACCAGCUAGGUGCGGAACGGCUGGAGCUGGUACAUUUACAAAAGGAGGUUGUGCGAAACCAACUCUGCUACCAAUUAGAGGAGCAUCAAUUAAAGAUGCAAAAUCUAAGAGCAGAAGAAGAAAGAAAGUUAGAAUUGCAUCAACUAAUGGUUGAUACUAUGAAAAGGAAAUAAA